Linderina pennispora is the source of this 1505-nucleotide messenger RNA. RefSeq names its product MFS general substrate transporter. Bases 66 to 1490 code for a protein of 474 amino acids. The transcript has a single exon. NCBI's taxonomy places the organism in Eukaryota, Fungi, Kickxellomycota, Kickxellomycetes, Kickxellales, Kickxellaceae. The record is from RefSeq and is a predicted model, not a curated record. Gene Ontology annotation, molecular function: transmembrane transporter activity. Gene Ontology annotation, biological process: transmembrane transport.
GAACUCCUUUUUUCUUUCCAUCUGUUCCAUCGCAAAAUAGCUUCUUUCAUAUUAUCCACAUUCUAAUGCAGAUACCACCCCUCCUGGAGCGCAUACGAAGUAAGCCGGUCACGAUAUGGGCAACAUCAUCGAUAAUAGCGCUGAUUAACCGGUUCGUCUACAGCCUGACGAUAGCAUGCUUGCCGGAUUUGCUACAGUCCAAACUCCAUGUGCCGCGUGCCGAUAACGGAAUGAUCACGGCAGUGUUUGGUGUUGGUGGUCUUAUUGCAGCCCUAUCUGUCGGGUAUAUCAGUGACAAGAUACAGAACCGGCUCUACCCGCAGCUGUUUGCAGCGUUCCUGUACAUAGUGGCUGGAGCGAUAUUCUAUUCCACUACGCGCUUCUACCAAGUGAUUUUGUUUCGAUUCGUGCUGGGCAUGGCAUCGAGUAUUGCAGAUACAAUUCUGUUCACGGUAGUCGCCGAUGUGUACCCGGCCAACCUCCUGGGACUAAAGAUGGCGGUGCUGUUUGUGUUUGACAAUGUCGGCAAUAUGCUGGGUCCAGUGGUGGGCGGCGAGGCGUACCAAGCAAUGGGAGUCGACGGUAUUGCGGUAAUUGUCAUGUGUUUGGGCAUGGCAGAGUUCGUAAUGAUAUCUGUGUUUGUUAGGAACUCGUUAGAAAUCCGUCACCUCGUCAACCCAGCCGAAGAUACCACUAUGCCUACCAUGUAUGUAGACAGCUCGACGUCCUCGGUCGCUGACGGGAAGCCGCUAGAAAUGGAGGCCAAUGACGUCGAGGGCAGUCAGGAGACAAGUGCUGUGGCGUCUACACUCAAUGGCCAGAAUGACAAGGGAAACGCGGAUACCCCCGAAACAGGCGACCUGACUAUGUGGAAGCUGGUGCGAAAAACACCCGUCAUUGGGCCCACUAUCGCCAUAUUCGUGGCCACGGGUCUGCAGAGUGUCAUUGAGACCGUGUUCCCACUGCGCCUAAACGACAAGUUUGGGUAUUCGCCCGAGAAAAUUGGUGUCGCCUUUCUGAUAGUCGACGGCAUUCUCAUCCUGGCCAUGCCGCUUGUAGGCUUCCUAAACGACCACGUUAUUGCAAGACGCGGCGAACGCAUGCGCUACUACACCAUCGCUAUGGGGGCAAUGUGCGUGUUGGUUUCGCUAAUUGUCAUUGCAGUUGCGCCGACAUACGCCGUUCUGAUUACCGGGUAUUCCCUGUUUGCUAUAACAGCCAUGGUGGUCAUUGUGCCGUCACAGAGCGCGUUUGGCGACUUUAUUAAUUCGACACAGUCGCCAGCAAUGGCGCAGUGCUACUCUCUGGCAGCGGUAGCAGAAGGAGUGGCCAAUAUCUCGCUGCCGCCGAUAUCAACAGCACUAUAUUCAGCAUGUGGGUUUUUGACAAUGCUGAUAUCGAUGGGAACGACGCUGUGCGUUGUAUGUGCUGCAGCUGUGCUGGCAUUCCCUGUGAGGCACUACUGGAUGAGAGCGCGGAGCCAGAUCUAGAACACAUAGUUUGUG